Messenger RNA from Lactuca virosa, 1931 nucleotides. NCBI's taxonomy places the organism in Eukaryota, Viridiplantae, Streptophyta, Magnoliopsida, Asterales, Asteraceae. The record is from the annotation of a GenBank genome assembly.
UCUAAACCUUUCUUUUCUUCAACCUUCCAAAACCCUAUUUUCCUCUCUGUUCUCGUCGUCGCCAGGUAACACCAUCCGAUCGUGUAAUGGGGAACUGUUGUUCCCAAAAAGAACCUCCAACUGAAGAUGGGCACCCAAAAACCGAGGAUAAUAAUGAAGAAAGAUCCGGAAACGAUCCAACAAGAGCAACACCUCAAAGCGCAUCUCCAUCUCCAACAAAAAAAUCAGGCAAGCCAUCCCCUAUUGGCACCGUCUUGGGACGCCCAAUGGAAGAUGUCCGGACAGGCUACACCAUCGGCAAAGAGCUCGGUCGGGGCCAGUUUGGUGUCACCCAUUUGUGCACGAAUAAACAGACAGGAGAACAAUUUGCAUGCAAGACGAUAGCCAAGCGAAAACUUGUAAAUAAGGAAGAUAUGGAAGAUGUUAGGAGGGAAGUACAGAUUAUGCAUCAUUUGAGCGGGCAGAAUAAUAUUGUAGAUCUUAAAGGGGCAUUUGAAGACAAGCACUCGGUGCAUUUGGUGAUGGAAUUGUGCGCUGGUGGAGAGUUAUUUGAUCGGAUUAUCGCCAAGGGUCAUUAUACCGAGAGGGGUGCUGCAUCGUUGCUAAGGACAAUCGUUCAAAUCGUUCAUACUUGUCAUUCUAUGGGUGUUAUUCAUAGAGAUCUAAAGCCUGAAAACUUUCUUCUUUUAAGUAAAGAUGAAAACGCUCCCCUCAAGGCUACAGAUUUCGGUCUAUCAGUGUUCUAUAAACAAGGCGAGGUAUUCAGUGAUAUCGUUGGAAGUGCGUAUUAUAUCGCACCCGAAGUCUUGAAAAGAAAAUACGGGCCAGAAGUUGAUAUCUGGAGCAUUGGUGUCAUGUUAUAUAUUCUUCUAUGUGGAGUUCCUCCUUUCUGGGCAGAAUCCGAGCAUGGAAUAUUUAAUGCAAUCUUACGUGGGCAAGUCGAUUUUUCAAGUGAUCCUUGGCCUACGAUAUCUCCACAAGCCAAGGACCUAGUUAGGAAGAUGUUAAAUUCCGAUCCAAAGCAGCGGUUGACUGCACAUCAAGUUCUUUCUCAUCCAUGGAUUAAAGAAGAUGGUGAAGCACCAGAUAAGCCACUUGACAACGCUGUUAUGGGUAGACUAAAACAAUUUAGAGCAAUGAACAAGUUCAAGAAAGUCGCUCUUCGGGUUAUUGCUGGAUGCCUCUCUGAAGAAGAAAUCAUGGGACUGAAGGAAAUGUUCAAAGGCAUGGAUACUGAUAACAAUGGAACAAUAACACUCGAGGAGCUAAAGCACGGACUUUCUAAGCAAGGGACAAAGCUAACAGAAACCGAAGUCAAACAAUUGAUGGAAGCAGCUGAUGCAGAUGGGAAUGGAACAAUAGAUUAUGACGAGUUCAUAACAGCAACAAUGCAUAUGAACAGAAUGGAUAGAGAAGAGCAUCUCUACACUGCAUUCCAAUACUUCGAUAAAGAUAACAGCGGUUACAUAACUAUUGAAGAACUGGAGCAAGCAAUCCGGGAAUAUGGUAUAAGCGACGGUAGAGAUAUAAAAGAAAUAGUAUCCGAGAUUGAUAGUGAUAACGAUGGUCGGAUCAAUUAUGAUGAGUUUGUGGCAAUGAUGAAAAAAGGCAACAAAGAAACUAGUGUACAUCCAACAAAGAGGCGAAGAGAUUCCUUUGUUCCAACAUUCUGAGUUUGCUCAUUGCUUAUAUGGGUGGGAGUACAUAUAGCAGUUUAGCAUCUUUCAAAGAUGAGAAGGCUCUUCAUAAUAUACUUGGAAUUUGCUGCAAAAUACAUGUCCCCUCUGCUGAAGUGUGGAUAAUGACGAAAUAGGUUUUGAUCUCCAGAGAAUAAACCACUGGUAGGGAUAUGGGUUUGUGGUAACAUAUUCAGCGGAUAUAUUAGUCAUGUGUAUACUUGUAAUACUAAGAGGAAACAAGUAACAUUUGAU